AUAUUAUACCAGUUUUAAUAUUUGGAAUUUACUGGGUUGGCGGAAAUAGGAAAAUCACAAUGCGACGUCUGUUGUUAUUGUGUCUAAAUUAAUUGUAAAUUUACCGCCACCAGUGUUUAAAAUUAAUUAUGAUAUGACCUCACAUGAUAUUACAUAGAGUCUUUCACAGUUUAAUUGUAAAAAAAAAUCUUUUCGAUGGACAGUAGACAGAUAACUAAUUAACUACAAUUCGCUCUUGACAACAUUAAGUUGAAUAGUAUGAUUUAAACAUAAAUUUUAAAGGGAAGUUUCAUAUUUUUAUGCUUAUUUAAAAAUGUCACUAACUGGUGUACUUUCUAGUUCUAAAUUUAUAUGCAUGAUAAUAUGAAACUUUCGUUUAAACGCAAAACAAUUUCUUAUUAUUAAGUGCAUAUAAACUUGUUAUUGGCUGAUAGAUGAAUAUGUGCAGAUAUAAUGCUGUAAAAUUAUCGGGUUCGAUGUUCACAAAAUUGGUAUAUUGUGUGUACAGUGACAACGUAAAUACAAUCGACGUGGAACCUCAUUGCGUGUACAGCCAGAAAUAAAAGCUGAAUUACUUAUGUGUUGUUAUCAGAUGUCUAACUUAACUUGAAAUGGGAAACUUGUCUUUGCGCCAAAGAAAGCCCAUAAAAGUACUUGUUUUGGGUUUGGACUACUCUGGGAAAAGCAGCCUUCUGCUUCAGGCCAAUCUUGGAGAAGUUGUAACGUCGAUUCCAACAAUUGGAUUUAAUGUUGAAACGGUUUCACACAAGAAUAUAAUUCUACAAGCUUGGGAUGUCGGCGGAAGGAGUAAAAUCCGGCCAUUAUUAAGGCAUUACUACCAAAAUACCGAAGCGGUUAUUUUUGUUGUGGACAGUUCUGACGAGGAGAGACUCCCCGAGGCUGAGCGAGAACUAUUGAGUCUGGUGUCAGAGUCGGAGUUAGAGGGUGUCCCGGUAGCUGUCGCCCUCAAUAAGUGGGAUCUCUCUCGUCAUAUGUCGAGGGAGAGGAUGCAUCAAGCAUUGGGGCUCGCUGAACUCAGGAAGAGCAGACCUUGCAAAAGUUUCUCUACUUCCUCCGUCUCCGACAGUAAAUCCGAUUUUUUCGAUAUGCUGGAAUGGUUAAACGACAACACAAGACGGACGGAGGAAAAUAGACGGAGUAAUAUUGUGACCGGACAAUCAUCUGUACCUGUUUUACAGCGUGUUGUUUUUAAACUUAAAAGUUUGUUGCUGACUUAACAUCAGUGAAUCCUGGUUCGAGUCUCUGCAGCAUAAUUAUACUGAAUGGCAUGCUUCAAGACGAAGAUUUUGAAAAAUAGUUCAUAUCAAUUGCAUGCUCUAAGUUAUGUUAAAAUGAAACUGAAUUUUGAU
Molecule: messenger RNA, 1370 nt
Organism: Magallana angulata
Lineage: Eukaryota; Metazoa; Mollusca; Bivalvia; Ostreida; Ostreidae
Exons: 1
Coding region: 612-1238 (208 amino acids)
Biological process (GO): intracellular protein transport; vesicle-mediated transport
Cellular component (GO): cytoplasm
Molecular function (GO): GTP binding; GTPase activity
Source: RefSeq, a predicted model, not a curated record